UAAUCCCACCACCACCGCUUUUUCACCCCGCACUCAACAAGAGCCGACGCCGCCACCGCCGCCACCACCCACCGCCGCCGCAUCAAUUCGACCUCCACUCUCACUCCAGAGAGAGAUAUACGACAAAUAACCCAAACCAAACACGACGCCACCACCCGUUUGCCCCGAGUAAAUGAAGUGCAAGAAACACCUCGGUGACCUCAGCAGCGGCGCCGGCGUCUGCGCCUCCUGCCUCCGCGAACGCCUCUUCGCCCUCAUGGCCGCCCAAGCUCAGGCCCAGGCUCAGGGCCGGUCCUGCGCUGCCGCGGAGGACCGCCGUAAAUCCGACGCCCAACCUCAACCUCAACCUCAACCUCAACCUCCUCCCCUUUCGUUCCCUAGCUCCGUGUCUCCCUACGUUUCUCGCCGGAAGUCCGAUCACCACCAUCACCAUCGAAUCCACAGUACGCCUCAGGUCGCCCCUACGUACAGCGCCACCUCGGAGGCCGGCGGCGGAGGAGGAUUCUCCUCCCAGAGGUCUUACAAGAAGAAGAGCCGGAAAUUCUCCCUUCUCGCCCACCUGUUCAGAUCCAGAUCCGAGAAGUUCGAUUCCGGUCCGAAUGAGGACUCUUCCGAUUCGGAUCCCAGGGCUUCUCGGGCGUCUCCUUCGCCUUCGUGGUCGUCGUUCCUCCCUGGCCGACGGAGAGCGCAGUCGAGGCUGUCCUCCCUCGGAGAUUCCGCCGUCGCGGGCGGCCGAUGCGGGAAGCCCUCUCGGAUCCCGGCUCGCGGGAUGUCGCCCGCGCGAGGGGAUGAUUCCGACGAGAACCCCGGCUGCGAUCGGUCGCCGCCGGGGAACGUAUGCUCGUCGGACUCGUCGCCGCGGUUUCGGAAGACGCCGGUGGCCGCUGCCGCCGCCGCCGCCGCCGCUCCCAAGACUCCGACCCGACCGAGGCCGAGCCACGCGAGGAACGUGUCGGGGUUCGCCUUCUGCCUGAGCCCGCUGGUGAGGGCGAGCCCCAACCGGGACUGGAAGCACAAGGGCUGCGUGCCGCCGGAGGCCGGGUACUCGGGCGACGUCAGGGCGUCGGCGAAGCCGCACCUCGCCACGGCGACGUCGUUCGGCAAGAACCGGUCGCGCAAGCUCACGGAUUUCGGGAGAGCGCACCACAACCGUUGAUUUGGACGCGACCGUUGACGUUGACUCAGGUGAUGGUCGUGAUCUGGGUUCCUCCGCAAGGGACGCGUUAUAGCUCGCGUUGAUUUUUCAUGGUUUUUUUUUUUUUUAUUGUCCAUAUUAAUAAACAAAUUACAGUCCGAUACACACAAUAAUUUUUUUUUUCAGUGUACAAAAUUAAAUUGGCGAUUAUGACAAGUGAUUGGAAUUACGUGUUUGCCCUUA
Messenger RNA from Rhodamnia argentea, 1378 nucleotides. RefSeq lists its product as uncharacterized. The record is from RefSeq and is a predicted model, not a curated record. Bases 173 to 1156 code for a protein of 327 amino acids. The transcript has 2 exons. Lineage: Eukaryota; Viridiplantae; Streptophyta; Magnoliopsida; Myrtales; Myrtaceae.